ACCCCGCCUACUUAUGGAGAAUCCGCCGUGCUGAUUGGACAAUGGCGGCGGUCUUCGAACGCCUUCUCGGCUUCUCAUUGGCCAGCCGCUGCCUUUCGCUUCAGGCUCUCGCGGGGCUGCUGUGCGAAGAUGGCGGCCGAACUGGUAGAAGCGAUGAACAUGGUGAAGAGUUUCCGUGUGUCUGAUCUGCAGACGCUGUUGGCCUCAAUGGGCCGCAGUAAAAGCGGGUUGAAGCAGGAUUUAGUGGGAAGAGCUCUUAGGCUUGUGCAGACAGAAUACAGUCCGGAGCUGCUAAAGAAUGUUCGACAGCUCUAUGAGACGCGCUUCCCCAAAUCCUCGGCCUGGCUGGCGGCCAGGCGGCCUGAGUCUGUGCCCGUAAACUAUCCUGCCCUUAACUCCUCGCCCAGAGGCACGGCCCAGGGCACAGACUACCUCAACGGCAUCCCCAAACCGGCGGCGCCUCCUGCAGCAGAAGUCAAAUUGGUGCCCCUGCCAUUCUACCACAACCUAGAAACACUGCUGCCACCCACAGAACUAAUCGCUCAGAACAGCGAGAAGCUGCAAGAAAGUCAAUGCGUUUUUGAAUUAACACCAGGUCAAGUGGAACAGAUCCGGAACUCCAGUGAACUUCGCCCAGGAAUGAAAUCAGUUCAAGUGGUUCUCAGAAUCUGCUACACAGACUCUAUCGGUGUUCAGGAGGACCAAUAUCCUCCCAAUAUUGCUGUGAAAGUGAAUCAGUCCUACUGUCAUGUGCCGGGUUACUAUCCCUCCAAUAAACCGGGUGUUGAGCCACGUCGGCCCUGUCGACCCGUCAACAUCACGCCAUGGUUACACCUCUCCACAGUCACUAACAGAGUCACCAUCACAUGGGGCAACUUUGGAAAGCGGUACUCGGUGGCUGUGUACCUGGUGAGGGUGUUCACAUCUGGAGAGCUCUUCAACCAGCUGAAGCAUUGCUCAGUCGAGAGUCCUGAUCGUUGUCGUGAACGCAUUCAAGACAAGCUACGUUUUGAUCCUGAAAGUGAGAUCGCCACUACAGGACUGCGAGUGUCCCUCAUCUGUCCUCUGGUAAAGAUGAGACUUGGAGUGCCAUGUCGAGUGCUCACCUGCGCCCACCUGCAGUGUUUUGACGCUGUCUUUUUCCUGCAAAUGAAUGAAAAGAAACCCACGUGGACCUGUCCCGUAUGUGACAAACCUGCGCCCUUUGAGCUUCUAACUAUUGAUGGGUUGCUGUCCGAGAUCCUUAAAGAGACGCCGGAGGAUGUGGAGGAGAUUGAGUAUUUGACUGAUGGCUCAUGGAGGCCAAUCAGGGAUGAGAAAGAGAAGGAAAGAGAGCGGGAAAACAGCCGCACACCUGACUAUCCUGUGGUGGAUAUAUGUGUUCCUGAGGCGAACGGCCACUCCCCAGCACACAGCGGCACAAACCAGACUGGGAAGUCUGGAUCGGGUGGUGCGUCGGCAGGAACCGGUGGCACCAGCGCCGGGUCGGGAGGUGGAGUCGUGGUGGAUCUGACUCUGGAUGACUCUUCGGAGGAAGAAGGAGGGGGCGGAGCUGAGGACAGCGAGGACACGGAUGACAGCCAGGACAGCCCCGCCCCUAAAAGGGGCAGAUAUGAUUAUGACAAAGACCUGGUCACCGCGUACUGAGGCUGGCAGGACACUUAAGACUUGUUGGGGGGGGUGGGAUGUAGAUGGGAUCUGAGCCUUGGAAAUUCAAGAAACAUGUCCCCGUGUCCUCUCCCAAAUGCAUACACACAUGCACUCACACAGACAUGCACACUCAUGUGCUGCUGACCUCUGGAGCAGUCGGGCAUCACAUUGACAAACUUGUAGAUGCCUCGUAAAGCCAUUCCCAAUCAUUCACUGCAUCUUAAUACUGUAUUCUCCCUUUAAAGACCAUGGAAGAGUAACACCACCUUCAGUUCUACUCUAUCGUCCUCGACUUCCUCUCCACUUUGUGUUCUGACAGGUUUAAACAUCCUGGGCAUUUAAGAUCUUGCCAGUUUUAGUUUUAUAUGGAGCUGUUCAGGCCUUCAAAACAGUGUGAGACAAGCCACAGUAUCCUUCGGGUUGAGAUCAUCCAACCAUUUGCAACCUAUUUAGAGGCGUUUUCUGUU
Molecule: messenger RNA, 2117 nt
Organism: Cyprinus carpio (common carp)
Lineage: Eukaryota; Metazoa; Chordata; Actinopteri; Cypriniformes; Cyprinidae
Gene: pias4a
Product: protein inhibitor of activated STAT, 4a
Biological process (GO): regulation of transcription by RNA polymerase II; protein sumoylation
Molecular function (GO): SUMO ligase activity; transcription coregulator activity; zinc ion binding
Source: RefSeq, a predicted model, not a curated record